AAUCGAUCCUGGCCCGCUGCCAGGUCCGGGCAGCGCCAAGGGCACGGGCGCCGACGACCGGUUUUGGGCGAAUGCCCAAACACUGGAGUGAGACCCCGCCGGUGCCGGCGCCUGGCCCAGAGUCGGCCUCGGUGCCUGCCGUCUGCUCUGUGACGUGGGUGGUGUUGGAAGUAGUGUGAUAUCUCCACCGGCGGCAGCCCACCAUUGGUUCUGAGGUCUCGCCGUCAGUUCUCACCAACCACCAUGGCGACAUACAAGGAGAAGGGGAGGGUGUAUCGCAAAUGUUUAAGCGAGCAAAGGAAGCGCCGCGGCUUCACCACGUUCAAGGACACCGCCUAUUGCUCCUGCCUCUCCGGCAAUAUGCCCAACAUUUUCUGUGAAAUGAACGGUAUCGACAUGUCUAAGCCGUACCCGCCUCCCACAACGACUACAACAACCACAACGACCACCACUUCAACCACCGCUGCGCCGGAGCCCGAGGACCCUAUGGAGUGGGUGAGCAGCAGCCUGGAGGUGUUGGUAGGCCUAGCGGCGGUCUGUAGCUUCCUCUGUCUCCUCUGCUGGUGCUGCUGCAGGAACUCGACAGAAGACACCAGCGCCGGCUCCGAGGAUGGAGAGGAGGCCGACGGCAGGACCGGUACAACUACUGAGCGGAUUCCGUACUCGCGGUACGGUUAUCGCCCGCCGGAGACCCGGGCGGCGCCCGCCAGUACCCAGCGGGUCCCGUACUCCCGGUACGGGUACCGUCCGCCGGACUCUUCUCACCCAACGUCCGCCGCCUCACCGGUCCCGAGCGCUCCGCCUCAGCCGGAGAACAAGCCGGAGACGCCGCUGGAGGCGCCGCCGCCCUACGAGGCUCUGACGCCGUUAGGACCGCCCAGCUAUGAAGCCGUGUGUCGAGAGAUGGCAGGUGAACUCUCCGACACCCGCCCCGGGUCAGACUGUAAGUGACGUCAUAGUUAGUGACGUCACCCCUCGUCGAAGAGAAGUCGUUUAUUAUUUUUGCAGAUGGUUUCGAGGUAGUGCGAUCUCGUUUUUUCGCUGGUGAUGCAUAGUGGUGGCUAGGAUUUGGCGAUAGGACUACAACCAGCAGUACAACUGCGUGAUGCUCGUCAGCUAGAAGAUGACUAGUUCUCAGAAACCGCUAGUCUUCUGCAGGGGUAAUUACUCGUGUCGUAGUAUUGUCGGUAUAGUCAUAGAGCGCAAAGCGAGCGAGUUGUACUCAACGCGUGGCUACUGACCACUCCAAUCAAUAACGUGCAUCAAAUCAAAUGUCUCCCGUCGCUGGCGUGCUUUACACCAGGAUGCCUGUUACCAACACUUCACUACAGAGCCUUCCAGCUUUUGAUAACAGUGGAUCCUAGUCAUAAUGUUUUGGUUCACGAAACUACGACGAGCGAUAGCAAGUACUCAGUGCGUAAGCAUUCGUAUGACCAGGGGACUUUGUGCCUGAAAAUGUUGCGAGUGUCGUACACGAACUGGAGCUUUACUCAGUGCUUGGUAUACAUAAGGGUCGUAAAAGAUUGAUUAAUUUUGUCGAUGCACCGAAUGAUGCCUAUAGACAAAUAUACUUUAUUAUUGUGAUAAA
Messenger RNA from Amphibalanus amphitrite, 1588 nucleotides. Its product is annotated as formin-like protein 3. NCBI's taxonomy places the organism in Eukaryota, Metazoa, Arthropoda, Thecostraca, Balanomorpha, Balanidae. The record is from RefSeq and is a predicted model, not a curated record. The transcript is spliced from 2 exons. Bases 244 to 951 code for a protein of 235 amino acids.